AUGAUUAAUUCAUCGUGGAUAAAAUCAAAGUUGAGAGACGGUUUGCUCCAUGAUGUUGCCUCUGUCACGUCUUUUUGGACGCCCGAAUCUCUACACACUCGUCGCAAAGCGUCGGUGCUUGUUCCUCUUUUCGAAAGCGAAGAAACGGUGAACGUUCUUCUGACGAAGCGUUCCAUGCGUUUGUCGUCUCACAAAGGCGAGGUAUGCUUUCCUGGAGGAAAAGCGGACGAUUCGGAUAAAGACGAGACCGACACGGCACUCAGAGAGGCAAACGAAGAAGUGGGACUGACGUCAGAUGUUUGUGACGUCAUAAAUCAACUUCCGGCGACAGUGUCAAAACAUGGAUUAUUGGUGACGCCGGUUGUAGCUCUAAUUCCGAGUGAUUUUGAACCUGUUCUAAACAAGGAGGAAGUAGAGACAGCUUUUGCUGUACCACUCGAGAGAUUCCUCCAAUCAGAAGGUCACACGUCAUUCAUUGUACCAUACAAAGAUGGACACUUUCUCAUGCACUCGUUUGACUACCAGCCACCUGAACGACACGAAUCGUUCUCAGUCUUUGGCCUAACUGGAUACAUUUGCCUGGUUCUUGCCAUUGUGGUGUUCAGGAGGAUGCCUGAGUUUUCAUUGGACGAAAUGGAUUCUGAGAAAAAAAUAGACACGAGACUUAGACGGAUACUAGAGACUCACGUGGCUCAACAGAGUCAACUGUAA
Molecule: messenger RNA, 711 nt
Organism: Corticium candelabrum
Lineage: Eukaryota; Metazoa; Porifera; Homoscleromorpha; Homosclerophorida; Plakinidae
Exons: 1
Coding region: 1-711 (236 amino acids)
Biological process (GO): coenzyme A catabolic process
Molecular function (GO): coenzyme A diphosphatase activity
Source: RefSeq, a predicted model, not a curated record